AUGCCUGGCCUAAGAUCCUCCAACAGGACUACUCCACGAAGGAAGUACACCGUCGAUGCUUUCGAAGGAAUCGACGCACUGCAAUCAUCAAGUGCAAGCGGCAGCGGAGACGAAGACUCUCAAGGUGACGAGUCGUCUGACCAGGAUGGGCGACACGAAGAGGACUAUCGGGCGGAGGGCGAGGCGGCCGAAUCUGAUGAUGACUCGAUGUCUGGCGUCGAGGAGCUAGGCACCAUUGAGGACGAAGCAGAAGGUGGCAGUGAUGCUGGGGAGUUACUUCUGGACGAGGACAUAUCCAUCGCUGAUGACCCUCUACCCGGCGCAUUCGGCAAGAAGGGCAUCCCCAAAGCACCUAAAUUGGUGAGUCGAGAUUCUGAAGGUCAAGCAUUGUACUACCGUGGCGUGCCCGAGCAGAUCCACAACAGGAUCAACAAGCUGGAGAGAGUGACUUACUUCUUUGGUCCCACCGAAGCGGAUCACGGACCUUUGGCUCAAGCAUUCCAAAGAUGGAGUGGCGAGCCUUGUCUACCAAGUCGGCAGGCUCGAGCAGGCGGCAGAGGUGGCUUGACGUACCUAGCAGCCCACAGGCAAGAAGUCCAGGACUCUGAACGUAAUUGGAAGUGGUACACUGAAGGUGGAGGUCGUGAGCUGUUUCAGCAGCGACAGCUUUCGCAAGCGAUCAACGCUACAGAGGCUCGGGGCUAUCUUUCGAGUGACUGCCUUAGAGAUCGCAGCUUCGUCAUGGGCCCGCUGAACCAACGGAGACUGUACAAGAUGCGCCCAACGCAAUAUCUGACACUUGCUGAGCCAUUCGCAGAAGUGGCACAAGCUGGUAGACCGGCUCGCAAACUCCCGCCUGCAUACAAGGCAGGCUACAUACUCAACCUCGGAGCCAGAGUCGGCUGUCUUGCGUGGACACCAAGUCAUUUGGGAUCAAAGCAGUACCUGGCAGUCUCUGUCGUACCCGAGCGACAUAACGACCAAGGCCCUCCGAUACAAAGAGAAUCUGCAUUCAAACCUCAGACUCCACAUGAGUCGAGCAUACAGCUGUGGGAGCUCACAGCGCACAAGGACAAUUACAUUGAUACUACCGUGCCGCCACAGCUCCGUCGUGUGCUAUGCGCUGCCAUGGGAGAGGUGCGAUGCCUGGAAUGGUGCCCUGUACCCUUCCAACCUUCUGGUCGCUUGGGUCUAUUGGCGUGCAUAUCGUCUGAUGGGGCGCUGCGAGUGUACGCUUUGGCCGAGCCAGCUACUGGUGCUGGAACCAUAUACACAUUGGUCGAGCAAGCCGCGUUCGAGGCUAGGCCACCAGACACAGUAUGUACGUCGUGCGCCUGGAUCAGCUCAUCUCGCAUAGUUGCAUCUUGCGCGAACGGCUGCAUCGGUGUGUGGGACAUCGCGAAGAGCAUCAAGCUUGGUAGCGUCAACCCAAGACCCGAGCUUUAUACCUCGCUCUGCACCACAUACAUCCUCAAAAUUAUCUCCGGCUAUCCAUCAUUGCCUCAUCUCGUCACCACAACCGCGAUGGACGGCCACACUCGCCUCACAGACAUCUCCAGCCCAACGCCAGCAUCGCCAUCAGGAACCGCAGUAACACAACGAGCACGAAUAGGUCAACCCACCCUUGCCUGGCACGACUCAUCACGCGCCGUCUUGAGCGUCGAAGACAACGGCACCGUUCGCGCUGCUACCGUCAAGCGCUUCUUCAGCACUGUCGGUAUUGGUAGAGUGAAAAGCCAAGCAACGUGCAUAGGCGUAAGCCCCUGCCACCCAUGCACACUCAUAGGCACCACCAACGGUGACACCGUCACCAGCAACCCUAUCAACCGCAUAGCCCGCGGCGGCAGAACUCCCAUCCACCAACAACCUUGGUUCACACACGAAUGGCGCGAGCCGACCGAGGAGGAGCGAGUCGCUGCUGAGAAUGACGAUGGCCAGAAUAGUAAUAGUGCCAAGGUCAUUGCUGGCAAGGACGGGUUGACGAGGAUUACGGAGGGCUUCAAGGCGUACCAGGUCUCGAUGAACAAUCAGGGUGCCCUUGGUGGUGUCAAUACGAAGAAUGGAGUUCCGUAUAACACGAUCUUCGAGGAGCGGACUGCUGUUACUGCCGUAGCCUGGAAUCCGAAUUUGCAUGUGGGAGGAUGGGCGGCUGCGGGUAUGGCGGAUGGACUUUUGAGGAUUGAGGAUCUUGCUUCUUGA
Messenger RNA from Fulvia fulva, 2199 nucleotides. RefSeq names its product Transcription factor tau subunit sfc6. NCBI's taxonomy places the organism in Eukaryota, Fungi, Ascomycota, Dothideomycetes, Mycosphaerellales, Mycosphaerellaceae. Gene Ontology annotation, cellular component: transcription factor TFIIIC complex. Gene Ontology annotation, molecular function: protein binding. The coding region runs from base 1 to 2199 and encodes 732 amino acids. The transcript has a single exon. Gene Ontology annotation, biological process: transcription by RNA polymerase III. The record is from RefSeq and is a predicted model, not a curated record.